This is a messenger RNA of Theobroma umbraticum, 2002 nucleotides long. Its product is annotated as weak chloroplast movement under blue light protein (DUF827). The record is from RefSeq and is a predicted model, not a curated record. Lineage: Eukaryota; Viridiplantae; Streptophyta; Magnoliopsida; Malvales; Malvaceae. Gene Ontology annotation, biological process: chloroplast accumulation movement; chloroplast avoidance movement. Gene Ontology annotation, cellular component: cytosol.
UCCCUCCAAAAAUAGUACAGGAACGGCACCUCUCAAGAACAGACUAAGACUAGACCAGGACCCGCACCUCGUCAACUUCAAACUUCGAGGCUUCCUUUUCCUUUCACCAAUUUGUUUGUCUAGAGGAUAAUGAUCAUGGCAAUCCAACUGCUCUUGCGCAGGUCAGCUUUCGAGGAAACUCAUUGACCAAUUAGCAAAGACAAAAAUGGUGAAUAUCCGCCGCGUAAACAGCGAACGCCUUCCCAAGUCCUUAGGUUCACCAAGGGCAGAGGUAGGAGAGAUUGAUACCAGGGCGCCGUUCCAAUCUGUCAAAGCUGCUGUUAGUCUAUUUGGGGAAGUAGCUGUUUCCAGGGAGAGACGCACUCCCAGAAAAUCAAGACUUUCUGCAGAGAAUGUGAUAGACAAGGAGACGCAGCUUCUCUUGGCGCAGAAAGAAAUUACCAAUAUAAAGCAAAAGCUGGAGUGUGACGAAAGCACAAAGGCCAAGGCAGAUUUUGAUCUUGAAAGCGCAAAGAGAACAUUGCAGGAUUUGACCAGCAAACUUGAAACAAUAACCCAGUCCAAGCAAUCCGCAAUUGAAGCUACAGAGGCAGUGAAGGAGCAAGCCAGGCAACUUGAACUGCAAAAAUCAAAGAACCAUCAAGAAAGCAAUGCACGUAAAAUGGAACUGGAUUAUGCGAGGGAGCAAUAUAUGGCCGUUGCCACGGAGCUUGAUGCCGCAAAGCAAGAGCUCAAUGAAAUCAGGCAAGAUUUUGAUGCAGCCUUGGAAGCAAAGUUGGCCGCAUUCCAACAGGCGGCAGAAGCACAGCGUCGCUCUAAAAUGCAUGCUGAAAGGGUUAGUGAGCUUUCGAAAGAAAUCUCGGGCAUGAAGGAGGCAAUUCAACAAGUAAAGUUUGCCACCCAACAGGUGUACCAAGAACGGGCAAACAUCGCGGAAGAGAAAGAUGCCCUACAAAAAUCUUACAAGAGCGCCAAGGAGGAAACGGAAAACAAAUUGGUAUCCUCGAGGAAAGGAUAUGAUCCUGAGCUGACGAAAUAUCUGGAGGAGAAGCUCAUGGAAACAACAGCGGAGGUCGAAGCAUUGCAAGAAGAGAUGAGAAAAACCCAUGCUUUAGAAAUGGAUUCUGUGAGAGUUAUAACUAGUGAGCUUAAUGAAGCUACGACAACACUGCAACAAGUAGCGGAUGAAGAAUGCUCUCUUCGGAAUUUAGUGAGCUCCCUUAGGCUGGAAUUGGAAGAGGUGAAGAGCGAACGACAAGCUGAAAUGGACAAAGAAGCAAAAGCUGUUGCCGAACAAAAUGAGUUAAGGGAGCACAAUUUCAGACUCCAACAGCUGUCAUCAGAAAUUGAAAAUGCAAGGAGAGAAGAAGAAGAGAUGAAGAAAAGUACUGAAGAGCUGAAAAUAGAAGCUGAAACCGCAAAAGUAGCGGCAGAGGAGGCACAGCAAAAGCUAGAACGUGCUUUGGAGCAGGCUGAAGAAGCAAAAGCAGCACAGCAAAAGGCUGUUGAUGAAGUGCAUGUUUUGUCUGCAAAAGAGAUCACUGGUAACACGGAAUCCAGUGGCAAGAUUAUAAUCUCCAUGGAGGAAUUUGAAUCUUUGAAUAGGAAAGUGGUCGAAUCUGGGGAUAUGGCAGAGAGGCAAAUAGCUGACGCAAUGGCUGAGCUGGAAGCAAUUAAUGCCAGAAAAAGUGAGACAGAAAAAAGGUUGGAAGCAAGUUUGAAAGCAAUGGAGGAAAUCAAGGCUGCGACAGAACUGGCUGAGAAGUCAGCGACGAUGGCAGAGGCGGCACAGGGCGUGAUUGAGGGUGAGCUUAAACGACGGCGUCAACAAGAACAAAUGGUUGCACCUUAAAGCCUAGCUUAAGCUGCUGCACCCUAAACAAUCUGUUUCCCCUCACACUGUCCUCCCUUGGUUGGAACAAAUUAAACAAAACAAAAGAUGCCAAUUAACUAUCCAGCAAUUUGGGUUUGCGUAUGCAUUUGCCUCUUUAGUUCUAUUAUA